Molecule: messenger RNA, 4400 nt
Organism: Betta splendens (Siamese fighting fish)
Lineage: Eukaryota; Metazoa; Chordata; Actinopteri; Anabantiformes; Osphronemidae
Gene: wsb1
Product: WD repeat and SOCS box containing 1
Exons: 9
Coding region: 1013-2296 (427 amino acids)
Biological process (GO): intracellular signal transduction
Molecular function (GO): protein binding
Source: RefSeq, a predicted model, not a curated record
ACUUAUUAUAUUCUGACAAUCUUGGGUGUUAAACAGGUCAAUGGCUUUCAAAGCCUGUAAUAAUGUAACCAGUCCGUACACACAGACUCCGUAAGACCCGAAGAAAGCGAGACUUUUAUUUUGAAAUGGAGCACAACACGACAGGAUGUCGGCGCACAUAUGCAAAUUGAAUGUAUUAAUUAAUUAAUACAUUUAUAUUUUCUUCUGUAAUGAUAUCGACUGAAAUCAAGCCGUUUUCUGGUUAAGUUAUUCAUAAGAUAAAAUACAGAAAAAAACAUCCGUUAUCUCGUUUCUCUUGAUAUAAGCGAAAAACGGAAUUUAUUCACAGCAGCGUGUUAAAAACGAAUAAACGAGCUGGAAACGGUGUUUUCAAAACUAGACACGGAAUUAGAUUUCAAGCCGGUUCCCCUUUUCUCCUUUUCCCAGCUUUUACUCUGGUGAGGAAAUCAAACUGUUAGAACGUACACGGCAGACACGGAGGCAAGUCCUGUUUCCCGUCAGCCAUUGCCGUCCACAAAAUAGGAAACAGGGGAGGUGUUAUUAGUACAGCCAUGGCAACGGUACUGACGUAUAAAGAAACCCUCUGGGUUUUAUUUGUAAAGUGAGUCAUGCGAACUGGAUUUCUGCGGUUAUUCACUGCUCCACCCGAGUAGCUUCUGAAAUCUAGGUCCGGGUUUUAUAUCGAACCCCCCUCAGACUGAAAUAGCUUGGCGUGUUGCAGAGUUACAUAACGAAAUAGCUAUUGCGUUACUACAGACACUAGAGCGUUUUAACAAGAAGGACACUGGAGUAGCAUAAAAUACUUUUGGACGAUAAAAUAAACUCUAUUUCAAACUCGAGGAAUUGAAGGAAAGAAGCCUACAACCGACAACUCUGUUUUGGCGUUUUGCUCGAAUCGAUUUUAGUUUUAGAGCACGGGAAAAUAAGUUUCCUCCCCAGCUGUUAACACCCUUUAUUUUGUCUCGUUAUACACCGUGAUUAGCUUUUGUCUUCGGUUACUGUCCCUAUUUAGAUGGCAAGCUUCCCAGACUGUGUAAAUGAAAAUGAUAUAGCUAAGGCAAAGUUGAUUGGGGAACUUCUGGUGCCUCUUGCUCCCUUUGACCAGAAAUCUGGGCAUGAAGCUUGGACAGUAGCUUUUGCACCCAAUGGUACCUACUUCGCAUGGUCUCAGGGUCAUCGUAUUGUUAGGCUUAUGCCUUGGACAAAAUGCCUAAAGAACUUUUCAAUGGGCCAAAGUGGAGAGGGUACCAAUGCCCUGAAUCCUCGCUGUUUAUCCCAACAAAACAGUGAAGACAGUCUGGUAAUCUCUGUGGUUGGUGAACCUCGUGAACAUACCAUUGACUGUGGUGACAUUGUCUGGGGCCUGGCCUUUGGUUCCUCUGUGCCAGAUAAGCAAAGCCGUUGCGUUAACAUUGAAUGGCACCGCUUUAAUUUUGGCCAGGACCAACUGCUUCUGGCAACAGGCCUCAACAAUGGUCGCAUCAAGAUCUGGGAUGUUUAUACUGGAAAACUGUUGCUGAAUCUGAUGGACCAUACUGAUGUAGUACGUGACUUGACAUUUGCUCCUGAUGGUAGCCUUAUGCUGGUAUCAGCUUCCAGAGACAAAACUCUUCGGGUGUGGGACCUUAAAGAUGAUGGUAACAUGGUGAAGGUUUUGCGGGGUCAUCAGAACUGGGUUUACUGUAGUGCCUUCUCCCCUGACUCUUCCAUCUUGUGUUCUGUCGGAGCUGGCAAAGCAGUGUUUCUAUGGAACAUGGAUCACUACACACUAAUUCAGAAGCUGGAGGGGCACCACAAUGAUGUGGUAUCUUGUGAGUUUUCACCAGAUGGGGCACUGUUGGCCACUGCCUCUUAUGACACCCGAGUCAUUGUAUGGGACCACCACAAGUCCACUCCUCUGCUGGAACUGGGUCAUCUCUUUCCUCCUCCAUCACCUAUUUUUGCGGGAGGAGCAAAUGACCGCUGGGUUCGUGCUGUGAGCUUUUGUCCCGAUGGCCGCCACAUUGCCAGCCUUACUGAUGAUAGAUGGGUUCGUUUUUGGAACAUUGAGGAAAGGGCUCCUCAGGCUAUUGCUUCUCUGUCUAAUGGCGUCUGCUGUGCCUUCUCUGCCGAAGGAAGUGUCCUUGCUGCUGGGACCCGUGAUGGUAGCGUGCACUUCUGGGAGUUUCCUCGUAUUGUUGCCAGUCUGCAGCACAUUUGCAGAAUGGCUCUUCGAAGGAUAAUGACCACACAGCAGGUCGAGGCUCUGGCUAUUCCCACCCCACUUUCUGAUUACCUGACAUACAAAGUCAUCUAACUGCAACUGUUUCAGCAUCAAUUUGCUGAAAAACUAAUAAAUCACUUGGGCGCUGCACGGUGGCAGUCCACUGCUGCUGCUGGGUAAAAAUGCAGAGAUUCAUCAUCAUCAUCAUGAUUAUUAGUAUUAUUAAUAUUGUUAUGAAAACAUUUUUUAAACAAUGUUGUGCCUAGGACUUUUUUGAACACACUGAUUAGGACUAAAAUGCUACAUCUCUACAUGUAGCAUCUCAAACCUUUACCAAAUUUACUUGGAUGUUGUCUUGUUUUGUAUAUAUUUAUUUGUGUGAAUAAUUCAGUAACCAUACAUAUAGUGCCAAGAUAAUUAUACUUCUCCCAUCAUAUCAGUGUGCUAUCAAAAUAUGUUCAGCUUCUCUUUUGCUGAUUCUACCUGUCAAGCAAGCAAAGUUAACCUCUAUAUUUUCUAUUGCCUUGGAAUAGCAUAUUGUACUUAUGUGAGAGUACUUCUACCUGCUCCUUACUUCUGUCGAAUUUCUGAAAGAUUAUUCUGAAAUUUAAACCCUUAUGGCACUGGAAAUUCUUUAUUCUUUUUCUUAUUUUUUAUAAUUCAGUUAGAAAGUAAAUAUUAAACUCUUGUAGCUACAGUACUUCAUAUACUUACCUAGUUCAAUUAAUAAACCAAACUACAUAAAACUUCAUGAGGAAUAGAUAUGCAAAUUACAAAGUAGGCCUGCUGUGUAUGCAACAUCUUUUACAGAACAAUCUUGCUCUACAUUACAUAUACAAAGUGUGGUUUUCUGAGUAACAAUGUUGCUUAGGUGCAUUACCCGUACAUAGAGUCAGCAAUAUAUUUUUAUUUUUAGCAUUGUCUAAACCAUGGCAUCUGUGAAAUCAAACUAUAGAAUGGAGACAUCAUUUUAAUGUACAUAUACACUGAGACUGUAUUCAUUUUGCUGUUCUCUGCUGUCUAAAUGUCUGCAGUGGGGUUAGUUUAUCAGGACGGGAUAUUCAUUUGACAAUUUUUAAAUUUGGAUGUUGUACUCUUAAUUUUUGACCGUUACCAAGGUUUUAAGACCUCUGUUUUGCUUUGAUCUCAUGCACAAGCAUGUGGUAAAGUGAUUCAGAGCCUUUUUAAGCAAACCCUUUUGACAGUGGCUGUCAAUCUCCUAGAUAAAAAUAGGAGUUCUACAGAACAACAAUUUCUUUUGUAAAUUGUCCAUUAUCAGUCCAACCCAGACACGAUGACCAGUAUAGUCACACACAAAUAUACCCAAAUAUGUCUCAGUGGUUCUACAGUCAAUAGUUAAAAUUAGGUGGCCCUACCUUCCAACUGAGUCUAAAUUGCAAUAGUAUACAUACUAUAAUGCUUUGUAUGUAAGUGUGCUGUCCCAGGGCAAAAGAAAGCCUGUUUGAUUUCCUACCAAAGCAGUUAGUUAACUAUAACCAUAACCUUAUAUACAGUGUUUCAUGAUAUAUGUAUAAAUUAUAUUGUCUGUAAAAUAUCAGUUUUGUUUUUCCAAUUUAUCUUCUCAAUUAUGAUCAUUUUUUCUGUAUUUUUGUGUUUGAUUUGUAUUAUCCUUUUAAUGUGAAAAUUUCUAAUAACUGACUGCUGUCAAAACCGGUCGUUAUUAACUGUGCAUGUGUGACCUGUCACAUACUUUUGCUUUAUGUACAUUUAGUUAUGUAUGAAUAUAAGUCCUAGCUAAUUAUCAUUCAUCAAUCUCUGCCCUAGACUUAAAUGAACUCAAACUAUUAUUUGUAACUCCUGGAUCCUGGAUUUGUUAUUGUAUAUUAGUCAGGAUAGUAAGAAGUAAGAGUAAGGUCAGAAGCUGGCGAGGAGGGUGUUAGUUUGUGCUAAUGCCAAAGGUUCUCCAUUUACCUAGUGUAUGUAAGUCUGUAAGGGUUAUUCAAAUAACUUUUUCAAGAGAAAUAGUGGGUGUAUGUGUACAGAACGUGUAUUUAUAUGUAUGUAUUUAUACGUUAAACCACUGAGAUUAAGAAAAUCCCAGCCUUGGCCCACUGAGAUGCAGUACGCUGCAGUGAAAUUGUCAAAUGUAUACGAAUGUUGUUUUUCUGCAAUUUUUCUGAAAAUGCACGCUUUUGCAGUGUGUGUCAAUUUUUUAAUAAAUAUUUUUACAAGGUAA